Dentiscutata heterogama is the source of this 519-nucleotide messenger RNA. The record is from the annotation of a GenBank genome assembly. NCBI's taxonomy places the organism in Eukaryota, Fungi, Glomeromycota, Glomeromycetes, Diversisporales, Gigasporaceae.
AUGGAUGCGUCAUUAGAGAAAAAUUGGGAUAGGAGUACAGAUUUUCUUGGUGGAUUGUCUGUACAGGCAGCGAUUUCUGAAAAAGGGGUGUGUAUUGAUGUAGGGACAAGUAAAAGAAAGAAGGGGAAAGAAGCAGUUUCUAACGGGGAGGACCCUAUGAAAUCUAAGAAAAUAAAAACUUUACCCGAUUCUGAAAAAGAUGCAGUAGAUCCAAAAAUUAAAGUUGAAGUUUCGGAACCUGAAAUUAAUCAAUUGGAAAAUUCACCGACAACAUUUAAAUCACCUAAUCAUUUAAAUUCACCAAUGCCCGAAUCUUCUAGGCGUGUAAAUACACCAACACUCGGAUCACCCAAACUUUUAAACGCAAUAUCGAGAAAAUCACCUACUUUUCGACAACCUAGACGUUUAUUUAUAUCACCGCGUGAACUACCUAAACGAUUGAAUGAAAAAGCGGCGGGAAAAUCAGUAUCUGAUCUGGUAGAGAAAUCAAAUAUUUCGGCGAGAGAGCAGAAAGAACAA